This is a messenger RNA of Phymastichus coffea, 1770 nucleotides long. RefSeq names its product jerky protein homolog-like. The record is from RefSeq and is a predicted model, not a curated record. NCBI's taxonomy places the organism in Eukaryota, Metazoa, Arthropoda, Insecta, Hymenoptera, Eulophidae. Gene Ontology annotation, molecular function: DNA binding. Gene Ontology annotation, cellular component: nucleus. The transcript has 3 exons. The coding region runs from base 1 to 1770 and encodes 589 amino acids.
AUGAACUGGUUUUCAAGAAGUUUUCAAGAUCAACUGAUCAUGGCAGCCAAGAGUUUGAACCUGUGUCAAGUAGCUGAAAUAAAGCAGAAGCUGUCCAACAAUGUCAAGAUGGUUCAUCUUGCCAAGGAAUACAGCGUUUCUCCGCACACUAUCAAGAGAUUGAGCCAGGGCUUGGACUUGUCUUUGGAGGAACAAUCUCCGGGGACCAGAAAACGGCAGGUCAACUUGACAGUGCAGCAAAAAGCCGCUAUCGUCGCAGCUCUGGACGCCGGCAAAACAACGCAGAGUUUGGCCCAGCUCUACGGCGUUGACCCGACGACGAUCAGAAGAGUGAAGUCGCAGAAGCCAGAAAUUAUGAAGCGCGCCCUGGAAUUGGAUGACAGCCAGCAGAAUAAGGAAUGCAAGAGGAUCCACGUCGAAGAGAAUCCUCGCGACAUGGCGCUGUACGAGUGGUUCAAGCAGCAACGUUCAUCGGGGGCUCCAAUCUCGGGCGAUGUUCUGAAAGCUAAGGCCUUGGAGCUCAACAAGUUCGUUGGGGCAGCGGCCGAUUUCAAGGCCAGCAAUGGAUGGCUAGAGAAAUUCAAGAAGCGCUACCAGAUUCGGCAUUUAUCUAUGCAAGGAGAUAAGUUAUCAUCCGACAACGUAGCAGCAGAGAAUUUCAAAGAGGCGCUGCAUUCUUACUUGAAAGAGAAAGGAUACACCGAGGAUGAGGUCUACAACGCCGAUGAGACGGGCUUAUUUUUCAAGUCCUUGCCGAAGAAAACUCUAGCGGCGGGAUACGAGCGGCAUCCGUCGGGAUUGAAGGAGCAGAAAGAACGAGUGACUGUGAUGUGCUGCGCCAAUGCGUCCGGAUCGCAUAAAAUCACUCCUCUACUCAUCGGCAAGUCGAAAAAUCCCAGAUGUUUUUCGAAGUGCGAGAGAGAGAAACUGCCCGUCAAAUACACGAACAGCCGUUCAGCUUGGAUGGAUCGGAACAUAUUCUUGGACUGGUUCGAGAAUAUUUUCGUCAAGGAGGUCCGAGCGCAUCAUCCGCCGCAUCAGAAAAUUCUUCUCCUGUUGGACAAUGCGCCGUCGCACCCCGCAGCAGCUGAAUUAAAUUGCAUCGCUGAGAACGUUGAAGUGAUGUUCCUGCCGCCGAACGUCACCGCUUUGAUUCAGCCAAUGGAUCAGGGCGUCAUUGAAAAAAUGAAAAAAAUGUUCCGGAAAAAUUUAGUUAAAGCGCUAGUUCUAGAAGAAGCAACAUCGGGAGCAAGCGUCAUCGAUUUGGCAAAGAAGCAGACGGUGAAGGACUGCUGCUACCGAAUUUCUAGUUCGUGGGAUGUUAUCAACGCCAGAGAUCUCCGCAACGCAUGGAACAGAAUUUUGGGCAAGGACGAUUCUCCCUACGAAAAAAGAGCAUCGGCUGAAGAAGUUAACUUGUUGUUACAACUUCUUAAGGAUAGCCCAGCCUUCGCCGACUACACAUUCGAGAUGGCCCAAGCAUGGAUCGAGGAAGAUUACACGGAUAAUGGCUGGCAAAAUUUGAACAUCCAAGAAAUUUUUGAAAGAAUCACGUCUAAUAAUCCGGAGAAGUUCGCUGAAGAAGACGAGGAGCCGAUCGCAGAAGUCGAAAAUAUAGAACCAGAGAAAGAAGUUUCCGUUGGAGAGGCCUACGAUGCGGCUCUGAAGCUUCGAACAUUCUUAGAGCGAACGUGGGAUUCGACGAGCGCGCAGAUAAGCAAUGUGCAAGAAGUCGCCGAUUUAAUACUAAAUAUAUACAAACCAAUGUAA